AAGGCAGACUUUCACUUUGCAUAGUUAUCGAGAUUGUUCGGCUCUCGUUGAAGCUUCCCACCUGAAAAUUUCACGAAAACACAUCGUAAACCUUUGCGUUUAAAGCAACGUUUGAUUGUCUGUAAGCGGCUAAAUGAAUCAUAUCGACGGGUUCGGCCUUCUCGAUUCACAAUUAACCAGAAAACAAACCGUAAACAACACAGCAAGCUAACUCUGAGCAACAAUGUUCAGAAAUCACAAGUUAGCCUGAGCUCACUGUCAACUCUGGACCCUGACCUCCUGCACAGGUCUCUAGCAGCCUACCUUGUUUUAGACCUCACACUAUGGAGCGGUCUGCCCUCAAACAGAGCCAGCUGUGCGGCUCAUGGGAGAUGAAGGAGAGACUUGGAACGGGAGGAUUUGGGCAUGUCUACCUGUACCAGCACCUUGAGGCGGGAGAGAAGAUUGCUGUGAAACUUUGCCGCUUGGAGCUGAACUCAAAGAAUAAAGACCGCUGGAGCAGAGAGAUCCAGAUCAUGAAGAAGCUGAACCAUGUGAAUGUGGUCCAGGCCAGAGAGGUGCCAGAGGAGUUGAGCGCCAUUGCUUUGAAUGACUUACCUCUUUUGGCCAUGGAGUACUGCUCAAGAGGAGACCUACGCAAGAUGUUGAAUAAACCAGAAAACUGUUGUGGGCUAAAAGAAAGUGAAGUCCUCUUGCUGCUCAGUGACAUCGGAUCGGGUAUUCAGUAUUUGCAUGAGAAUAAGAUUAUUCACAGAGACUUAAAACCUGAGAACAUUGUUCUGCAGGAAGUUGGUGGGAAGCUUCUCCAUAAAAUCAUAGAUCUGGGUUAUGCAAAAGACCUAGAUCAGGGCAGUCUUUGUACAUCCUUUGUAGGAACUCUGCAGUAUCUGGCUCCAGAGUUGUUUGAGAGUAAACCCUACACCGUGAGUGUAGACUACUGGAGCUUUGGGACGGUGAUCUUUGAAUGCACAUGUGGCUUUCGCCCGUUUCUGCACCACAUGCAGCCUGUACAGUGGACAAGUAAAGUGAAGAACAAAGGUCCCAAAGACAUCAUGGCAGUCGAGGAUAUGAAUGGAGAAGUCAGAUUCUCAACACGUCUGCCUUAUCCAAACAAUAUCAGCAGGCCGCUGCUUGAACCUGUAGAGUCUCUACUUCAGAUGUUGUUACUGUGGGACCCUGCAGCCCGCGGUGGAGGGCAGGAUCCUGACACAAACAAGCCCUGCUACUACUCGGCUCUGCAGAAAAUUCUCAACAUGAAGGUGAUCCAUGUGUUGGACAUGACGUCGGCACAGGUGCACUCGCUUGUUUUGGAGCCAGAGGAGAGCUUACACUCCCUGCAGCUCCGCCUGGAGACACACACGCAGACACACAUCGCGCCGCUGAGUCAGGAGCUGCUGCUGGAGACGGGAAUCUCCCUCGACCCACGAUGGCCACCCUCACACUGUCUGCCAGAGGGGUUGCAAGGCUGGGACAGCUCCAUAGUCUUCCUGUUUGAUAAGAGCCUCACUAAAUACUCCGGACCGCUGACUGCCAGACCUCUGCCAGACAGUGUCAACUUCAUAGUGAGGGAGACGAAGACGCAGCUUCCUCUGUCUGCGCUGAGGAAAGUGUGGGGGGAGGCGGUCCACUACGUCUGCGGACUGAAAGAGGACUACAUCCGUCUGUAUCAGGGACAGCGGGCUGCCAUGUUAAGCCUGCUGCGCUACAACACCAACCUGACGCGCUUCAAGAACCUGCUGUUCUCCCAGUCGCAGCAGCUCCGAGCCAAACUGGCCUUUUUUAAGACCAGCAUCCAGCACGACCUCGAGCAGUACUCCAAGCAGAGACACAACGGCAUCUCUUCGGAAAAACUGCUGAAGACCUGGCAGGAAAAUGAAGAGAAGGCUGACGGUUUUAUGAAGGUGGCAGAUGUGGGGUACCUGGAUGAAGAGAUUGUGGCUCUACACUCUGAGAUUGUUGAGUUGCAGAGAAGCCCGUUUGCCAGGAAACAAGGGGAUGUAAUGGAGCAGCUUGAGGGAAAGGCCAUUGAACUCUACAAGCAACUGAAAGAUAAAUGCAAAAGUCCUGACCCCCCACAUGGCUACAGUGAUAGCUCGGACAUGGUGAGGACCAUCCUGCAAACAGUUCAGAACCAGGACAGAGUUCUGAAAGACCUUUACACUCAUCUGAGUACAAUUUUGGUGUGCAAGCAACGCAUCGUCGAUUUGUUCCCUAAGUUGGAGAGGGCAGUGGAGAACAUAAAAACUGCAGAGGCGGCCGUGAUGCUGAUGCAAAUGAAAAGACAGAAGGAGUUCUGGUACCUCCUGAAGAUUGCCUGUGCCCAGAACAAUUCUCCUUCACCGUCUCUAAUGCAACGACCUACUGAAAGUGAAACUGUGCACCAGUUGCUGGAUGAGAAUCAACAUUAUCUGAGUCUACUAAUGUCGCUGCUGCAAGAUGCAACCCAGGAGCUGAAGCACAGUGUCAUGGAAGAGGACUGGAGCUGGACUCAGUACGGAGCAGUGGAAGCCGAAUCCCAGACGCUUUAGAGAUCGAACAAAGGAGAGCGUUAGGAGUCAAGGAUUUAAAUGCGUUUUAAAGAAGUGCCUUAUCACAGUUACACUAUCGGAAAGCUUUGUGAUUCCAAACUGUGUUUUUCAGACAUGUAAAGCUGGAAAACAACACGACUUGGUAAGCUAUGACUGUUUAACUUGAACGUGUGUUAUUGAAUUUUAAAAAGCUAUUUCCUGCUGAAACCAAGACUUAUUUAUUUUUCUGUUAAUGUUGAUUCAAGGACAAACCCUCCUGCUGCUGAUAAUAAACUAUGCAUGUCAAUAAAUGUUUGGUCUCUGUUUAA
Molecule: messenger RNA, 2836 nt
Organism: Labrus mixtus (cuckoo wrasse)
Lineage: Eukaryota; Metazoa; Chordata; Actinopteri; Labriformes; Labridae
Product: inhibitor of nuclear factor kappa-B kinase subunit alpha-like
Exons: 22
Coding region: 324-2528 (734 amino acids)
Biological process (GO): peptidyl-serine phosphorylation; tumor necrosis factor-mediated signaling pathway; positive regulation of transcription by RNA polymerase II
Cellular component (GO): cytoplasm; IkappaB kinase complex
Molecular function (GO): IkappaB kinase activity; ATP binding
Source: RefSeq, a predicted model, not a curated record